This is a messenger RNA of Pelodiscus sinensis (Chinese soft-shelled turtle), 1834 nucleotides long. It is a transcript of the gene TMIGD1, whose product is annotated as transmembrane and immunoglobulin domain containing 1. Gene Ontology annotation, biological process: cell-cell adhesion. Gene Ontology annotation, cellular component: plasma membrane; cell-cell junction. NCBI's taxonomy places the organism in Eukaryota, Metazoa, Chordata, Testudines, Trionychidae. The record is from RefSeq and is a predicted model, not a curated record. Gene Ontology annotation, molecular function: cell adhesion molecule binding.
CCAUGAUCAACGGUUUUCAGGCCUACUUUCCAGUAAAAUCAUAAAAGUCCUUAAAAGCCCACAGUAACUCAUAAGAGACCUUAUAAUUAGGCUCAAAGAUUAACUCUGUGAAAUACUGACAAAGGCAUUGUCUGAUUUCUGCUGAUUACAGUUAGGAUUGAAUAAGACGUAAAGCAGUAGAACUGAAACUAGGUGGAAUUAAAGAGGGAGCAUUUGGUUAACUUCAGCCUCGUAUUCCAGGCUGGGAAAAUGCAGCUGAUGUGUCUGUCCCUACCAGACAGGCAAAGUUCAUGCCAGAGAUAUCUGUAUAGGAGAAGUGGCCUUGAGCAGAGUUAGUCAGUGCCUGUCAGUAAAAGCAACCAAUAGAAAACAGGAACGUACAGGCCUGGCCACAGGGAGACAGCAGAAAUAGGAGGAAGUGUGGGGCUUUCCUGCCUUCACAAACAGCUGGCUUGACCUUACCAAAGCCUGGAAGAUUAUACUUCUCCUGUGUUUGGCGGCUUAAGAAAAUGCACCGGUGCUGCUUGACUUAGGUGGUACAACCUCCCAGCCAACAGAUCCCACCCGAGACCAUCGGAAAUGGUGCAGAAGAGCCGCCUGCCCGUCCUUUAUGGAGCACCUGUCCUUGCGGUUCUACUUUUGCCAUGUCUAGUCGCAGGUGUGGAGCUGGCUAUCAACAAUCGUUCUGAGAGCCACAGUCUGCUCACAGAACCUGGCUAUGAAGCGUCCCUGUGGUGCACUGUGCAAAACAACAGUGGGGCAGAGGAACUGCGCUGGUACCGAGACAACAAGACCGUGAGCAUGACAGAUGGAAAUAAAAUGAAUCAAAGUAACAUCUGCAUCCUCCCAGUCGCCGAGUCCGACAACGGAGUCCGCUUUACCUGCAAGCUGGUGCGGAACGAAUCCAUGCAGCUCUCCGUGACUCUGGAUGUCCGAUUUGCCCCUCGCCUGUCUGGGGAAGACCCUGCCCCAGCAGAAGAAAAGAGUGACGUGAGCCUGACUUGCAAUGUGAAUUCCAACCCUCAAGCUCACAUGGUUUGGUAUAAAGACAACAGCAGCCUGAGCCUGGAGAAAGGUCGCUACCAGAUACACCAGACUAGCGAGGUCUUCCAGCUGACUAUCAAGAAAGUACAGAAAUCUGACAACGGAACAUACACUUGUGAGGCUACCUCUGUUCUCGGAAGGGAGACGAAGGAGUUCCACCUGACAGUAACAGGUAAUGCUCACGAGCGUGCAGCUAAGAGCACAGCAAGGGUAGCGCGGCUUGUGCACUGACUGGUUAAUAACUACAAUGUUAGAGCCACAGUAGAUGCUUUUCUUGCUCCAUCAGUUAUUUAAAAGGAUUUGGCGGCUGUAUCUGAAGCGGCAGCUUCCCCUCUUCUGCUCUCCUGCAGCCAGUUGUGUGCGUUAGAACUUCCAACACAUUCCAGUCCCCGCUUCAGUGGCAUGCACGUUGGACAGCUUGAAUCCCAGGAGUUAUUAGUUGCCCCGAGCAAAACGUUAUAUUUAUAAACGCUGCAAAUCCCUGGGCCAGCAGAGGGUGCUGCGUCAGCUGGUGAGGCUCUGUAUAGUCACAGAAACAUGGAUGCAUUAGCGAUAUCAGGGCACUAGAUGAUAUCUGCACUUCAGGGCAGGCUGUUCUAUUACGUUUGCACAAUGCCCAGCACAAUUAGCCUGAUCACGACGGGGAUCUCUAGCACACCUGCACUGCAAACAACAUACAAUAACUUAUUGUUCUCCCUCGAUGGAAUUCAGUAGAAAUUAGCGGAGGAGUGGCUGAAAACAAGACGUUUUAUUUGAAUGAAGCAGGGCAAUGACACGAGUGUGCUUUGAA